AUGGAUCGCCGCCCAGAUCGCACUAUCGACCAACAUUCGGUGCGUGAGAGCCAUGAUAGUAGUGAAAGGAGCAAUCAUGAGCGGCCUAAGGAAGAUCGAAGGAGCAGUAGUAGCAGUAUUGUUCCUAAACUACAAGAUAGACGGGAUUUUCCUAAACCUCAGGAGAGAGAUGAGCCUAAAUCAGAAAGAAGAGAUGCUCCUAAACUGCAGGAUAGGCGGGAUUCUCCUAGACUACAGGAGAUAAGGGAUGCGCACAAACCGCAGGACAGACGGGAUGCUUCACUAAAUUAUAGACGGGAUUCUCCUAGAGUGCAGGAUAGAGGGGAUGUUUUCAAAACAGAUAGAAGGGAUACUCCUAAACCUCAUGAUAGACGGGAUUCCCCUAAAAUACAGGAAAGAAGGGAUGCUCGUAAAUCACAAGAUAGGGAUGCCUCUAAACCACUGGAUAGACGGAAUACUCCCGAACAACGGGAUAGAAGAGAUGCUCCUAGGUUUCACGAUAGAAGCGGUGCUCCUGAAUCCGAGGACAGACGCUAUGCACCUGCAAGGCAGGAGAAAAGGGAUGUCCCUGUGCCACGCAAUAGACGAGAUUCUCCAAAACUACAGGAAAGAAGGGAUGCUCCAAAACCACAGGAUAGGAAGGAUGCCCGUAGGGAUGAUGACAGACGUUCUCGUGAACGGCCGCGUGAAGUCAGCGUUCAGACUAGUCCAGACAAAUCUCGCAGACGUGAGCGCGACCGAGUGGACUCUAGAAGCAGAAGUCCGAAACGUCCCGAACUGUUGAUUGACGAAAUCCGUAAAAAUACGCGCGAUCAUGCUCGUAUUAGUUCCGAUGCUGUCAGUCAUCGUCAUAGUCGCGAUGAAUCUGCCCAUAAUGAAAGACCUGUCAUGGCCAAAGUUUCGAAAAUUGAAGAGUCUGAGCAGGAGGAUAAGGGAUUCGCGAAGAGGCCAGUAGCGAAAAGCACAUCUGAAGGAACUCUGGAAAAGGCUGAGACUGUCUGGAUGAGCAAUGAACGAGUAAAGAUAAUUGAAGGAUUUGCAAAGGAGGCCAUAAAACAGUAUAAACGUGAUAUCACUGUAGAAGAGUACAAGAACGUCAUGCGUGCUGUAGUGCGUGACUGCUACAAGAAAAGGAUACUGGAUGGAGUCAAGAUCAAAGAUAAAGUAGACGAGUCCGUACGAGCAGUAAAAAAUGGGGAGCAGCUAGAUAUUGGACAUCACAGCUCGAAAAGACCAGAAACCUCCGGUGGCAGUUCGGCAGUACCAGCUAAACGUCAGAAAAUAAGUGUUUGA
Molecule: messenger RNA, 1293 nt
Organism: Cylicostephanus goldi
Lineage: Eukaryota; Metazoa; Nematoda; Chromadorea; Rhabditida; Strongylidae
Source: the annotation of a GenBank genome assembly